AUGAGUGGCUUCCUUGCCUCCCUGGACCCCCGGCGGGUGCAGUGGGGGGCAGCCUGGUAUGCCAUGCACUCCAGGAUCCUGCGCACCAAACCAGUGGAGUCGAUGCUGGAGGGAACUGGGGCCACCACAACCCAUGGCACCAAGCUAGCCAAGGUGCUCACCACCAUGGACCUCAUCUCACUUGGCGUUGGCAGCUGCGUGGGCACAGGGAUGUACGUGGUGUCUGGUCUGGUGGCCAAGGAAAUGGCAGGACCUGGUGUCAUUGUGUCCUUCAUCAUUGCAGCUGUUGCAUCCAUAUUAUCAGGUGUCUGCUAUGCAGAGUUCGGAGUCCGUGUUCCCAAGACAACAGGGUCGGCCUACACCUACAGCUACGUCACUGUCGGCGAAUUUGUGGCAUUUUUCAUUGGCUGGAACCUGAUCCUGGAGUACCUGAUUGGCACUGCAGCCGGCGCCAGUGCUCUGAGCAGCAUGUUCGACUCCUUGGCAAACCACACCAUCAGCCGCUGGAUGGUGGACACUGUGGGAACCCUCAAUGGCCUAGGGAAAGGUGAAAAAUCAUACCCUGACCUUCUGGCUCUAGUAAUUGCUGUGAUUGUCACCAUCAUUGUUGCGCUGGGGGUGAAGAAUUCCGUGGGCUUCAACAACGUCCUCAACGUGUUGAAUCUGGCAGUAUGGGCAUUCAUCAUGAUUGCAGGCCUCUUCUUCAUCAAUGGGAAAUACUGGGCUGAGGGCCAGUUUUUGCCCCACGGCUGGUCAGGGGUGCUGCAAGGAGCAGCCACGUGUUUCUACGCUUUCAUCGGCUUUGACAUCAUUGCCACCACUGGAGAGGAAGCCAAGAAUCCCAACACGUCCAUCCCUUAUGCCAUCACCGCCUCUUUGGUCAUCUGCCUGACAGCAUACGUAUCUGUGAGCAUAAUCUUAACUCUGAUGGUGCCAUUCUAUGCCAUCGACACGGAAUCCCCACUCAUGGAGAUGUUUGUGGCUCAUGGGUUCUAUGCUGCAAAAUUCGUAGUAGCCAUUGGGUCAGUUGCAGGACUGACAGUCAGUUUGCUGGGCUCUCUCUUCCCAAUGCCAAGGGUCAUUUAUGCCAUGGCUGGUGAUGGGCUCCUUUUCAGGUUCCUGGCUCAUGUGAGCACCUACACAGAGACACCAGUGGUGGCCUGCAUUGUAUCGGGGUUCCUAGCAGCUCUCCUCUCGUUAUUAGUCAGCCUGAAAGACCUAAUAGAGAUGAUGUCCAUCGGCACACUCCUUGCCUACACCUUGGUCUCUGUCUGCGUCUUGCUCCUUCGAUACCAACCAGAGAGUGACAUUGAUGGUUUUGUCAAGUUCUUGUCCCAGGAGCACACAAAGAAGAAGGAGGGCAUCCUGGCGGACUGUGAGAAGGAAGUUUGUUCUCCUGUGAGUGAAGGGGAAGAGUUUUCCGGCCCAGCCACCAACACAUGCGGGGCCAAGAACCUACCAUCCCUGGGAGACAACGAGAUGCUCAUAGGCAAGUCGGACAAGUCAACCUACAAUGUGAACCACCCCAACUACGGCACUGUGGAUAUGACCACAGGCAUCGAAGCCGACGAAUCUGAAAACAUUUAUCUCAUCAAGUUAAAGAAGCUGAUCGGGCCCCGCUACUACACCAUGAGGAUCCGGCUGGGCCUUCCAGGCAAAAUGGACCGGCCCACAGCAGCUACAGGGCACACGGUGACCAUCUGCGUGCUCCUGCUCUUCAUCCUCAUGUUCAUCUUCUGCUCCUUCCUCAUCUUUGGUUCCGACCACAUCUCAGAGCGGAGCUGGUGGGCCAUCCUGUUGGUCGUUCUGAUGGUGCUGCUGAUCGGCGCCCUGGUGUUCGUGAUCCUGCAGCAACCAGAGAACCCCAAAAAGCUACCCUACAUGGCUCCCUGCCUCCCCUUCGUGCCUGCCUUUGCCAUGCUGGUGAACAUUUAUCUCAUGCUAAAGCUCUCCACCAUCACAUGGAUCCGGUUUGCAGUCUGGUGCUUUGUGGGUAUGCUCAUUUAUUUUGGGUAUGGCAUCUGGAACAGCACCCUGGAAAUCAGUGCUCGAGAAGAAGCCUUGCACCAAAGCACGUACCAGCGCUACGACGUGGAUGACCCUUUCUCGGUGGAGGAGGGUUUCUCCUACGCCACCGAAGGCGAAAGCCAGGAGAACUGGGGCGGGCCCGCCGAGGACAAAGGCUUCUAUUACCAACAGAUGUCAGAUGCUAAGGCAAACACCCGGACAAGUAGCAAAGCAAAGAGCAAAAGCAAACACAAACAGAACUCAGAGGCCCUGAUUGCAAAUGAUGAGUUAGAUUACUCUCCAGAGUAG
This is a messenger RNA of Puma concolor (puma), 2316 nucleotides long. NCBI's taxonomy places the organism in Eukaryota, Metazoa, Chordata, Mammalia, Carnivora, Felidae. The record is from RefSeq and is a predicted model, not a curated record.